This is a messenger RNA of Miscanthus lutarioriparius, 1272 nucleotides long. Lineage: Eukaryota; Viridiplantae; Streptophyta; Magnoliopsida; Poales; Poaceae. The record is from the annotation of a GenBank genome assembly.
AUGGCCCUCCCGCCGUCCUCUUCGGCGUCUUCGCUCUCCGCCGCGUCAGCACAGCCGACGCCGCUCCACCUCCACCUCACAAGCCGGGCACCUGGCCGCCUCCCGCUGCUCCACUUCUCGCGCGCCGCGCUCCCGCCGCCGCUGCGCGCCCGCAUUCCGCGCACCAACCUCCCGGCGGCCCCGGGCACGCCCCUCCACCGCGCGCUCCCACCACCACCCUCCGCCUCCGCCUCCUCCUCCUCCUCCAUCGCCGGCGGCGGCUUUGGCAGCGAUGAAGCCGACGACGGCCACAACCACCACGGCGGAGACGGCGGCGGCGGCGGCGAGGGUGGUGGCGACGACGGCGGCCACAACGACCACGGCGGUGAGGGUGGCGGCGACGAAUCGCCCGGCGACGCUCGCGGGGAGGCGCUGUUCGUGUUGGCGCAGCUGGGGCGGAAGCUCGACACCCUGCCGUCUGAUCUCGCCGCCGCCAUCGAGAGCGGCCGGAUCGGGGGCGACAUCGUGAGCCGCUUCAGCGAACUCGAGGCGAACGGUUUCAUCAAAUGGCUCCUCCAGUUCGAGGGGUUCAGGGAGAGACUCCUCGCCGACGAACUCUUCCUCACCAAGCUCGGCAUAGAGUGCGUCAUCGGUCUCGUCGCCAAGACUGCGGCUGAGUUGCAGAAGAGGGGGGACAAUUUCUUCAAAGAGAUUGAAGUUGUCAUAUCUGAUGUGGUCAUGGCGAUUGUUGCGGAUGUCAUGCUUGUCUAUCUUCCUGCUCCAACUAUUGGUUUAAAGCCUCCACUUGCAAGAAAUGCCUCAGCUAUUGCCAAUUUUUUCUCUAGCUGCCCUGAUAAUGCUUUCCAAAUUGCUCUGGCUGGAAGAUCAUUCACACUUGUGCAGAGGCUUGGAGCUUUUGUGAGGAAUGCUGCAAAGCUUUUGGCAGUGGGAACUACUGCUUCUUUUAUUGGCACUAGUGUCACCAAUACAGUGCUCAAAGCAAAGGCGGUUGUUAAUAAGGACCUUGAGGAUGAAGUUGUGGAAAUUCCAGUUGUCCAAACUAGUGUUGCCUAUGGUGUAUACAUGGCAAUUUCUAGUAACCUCAGGUAUCAGCUUCUGGCUGGUGUGAUCGAACAGAGGAUCCUGGAGCCGCUGCUGCAUAACCAGAAGCUACUACUGAGUGCAAUGAGCUUCAUCGUUCGUACGGGCAACACAUUCCUUGGCUCUUUGCUCUGGAUUGACUAUGCCAGAUGGAUAGGCGUCCAAAAGGCUCACGAUCACGAAGAGGCCUAA